AAAUAUCCCACCUGCCUUAAAAGAAGCACACACCUUGAUAGAAACACUCAGCAUGUCUUUACAAUACUCUAAAUACAAGCACAGAUUAGUGAACAUGGACUUAAGUUUUCCUGUAGAAGAUGAAUCGCUGUUGCACACUGUGGAUCAUUUCUUCAAUGCAGCACAUUUUUAGGGGACCUCAUGGCAUACAGUUUGCUGCUGAUGGACCUAAAGCAAAAGAGGAAUUCCCAUCAUGGGGGCAGCAAUGAUAAUGUUGACAUCUCAGCAGACUCUGCAACAAAACACUGCUGUGUGGAGCUGGGUCCCAGGACUUACUCGACCUCAGCUAUUCAUCUGCAUACUUCCACCCCCAUCUCCAGGCUCCAGAGCAGACCAAAAGGCUAUAAUUCAGAAGAUAAUCUAUGUGAACAGUCCCCUGAGGUGGAGUUUGCAGGCACCAGACAGCACGUGUCCAGGCCAAACAGUUUAGAGAGCAGUAGAAACGUUUCCAGCAGUAGUUCACCUCUCAGUUUGAAAGGUUCCUUAGAUCAUAUCCAUGGGAGAACUGAGAGCCUCAGCAGUGAAGAUAUGGUGCCAAGCAGAGAGGCACCAGCCUUGCUCCGAGAUACCUAUCCCUUUCACUCUGCUUCUGCCAUCUCAAGCCCCAGCACCAGGCAUGAGUCCGCCUCCAACAGGAGUGGUUUGAUCUCUUAUGAUACACCUCAGAAGAAUGCUCCAUCCCAAUCUUACACAGGCAGGCAACGGUCUGCCUCACCUGGCAGUGAGAUGGUAACUUUGGAAGAGUUCUUGGAAGAGAGCAACAGGCUGUCUCCACCAAGUCGUCGGCGCAGUUUAGAUGAGAGUGAAAUGAUUUCAUUGCACCAAUUUCUGUUAGAAGCUGAUGCACUGUAUCCCUCUUGCUACUCCCUAUGUCCUUCCCUCCGUCAGGAACCUUCGCAGUCACUCGAAUCGGUCCUCAGUCAUUCAUGUCCUGACAGCAUGAGGCACAGAACAGGCAGGGGAAACAGGAGAUCUACUUCACUGUAUAUCCCCAGGGACACCUCCAGUAACAGAGAUUACUUGCUCAGCGAUUAUUUCAGGAAAGCAAAUGAGCCUUCAGCUACUGGGAACCUGCUGGUUCAGCCAUCCAGAAAGGAGGCUGCUAAGAUGCCCACUAGUCUUGUUGCUCCGACUGUAAAGAUGACCAUUGCCAACGAAGAAGGAAGAAUGGCUGAGCCUGGAAAGCCAAACCUCAGACAAGUCGAACCUGAGCCUUGGGCAAACUCCCAGGGGUCCCUUAAGCUUCCUCACACACCACAGCACCAGCCCGGCAGUGAGAUGCGGCAGAUGGCACAGCCUCAGCAGCCUGGAACCACGAGCAGGAGGAGUACGUCACUGAGCAGGGCGUUCAGCUUAGCCUCUGCAGACCUCCUCAGAGCCACCGGCCCGGAGGCAUACAGGCAGGAGAGCCCUCAGAAGUCAGCAGCAGACCUGCGUGGGGGCAGGGACACUGCCAGUCGGACUGCUAGGGCUUCUGCUCCAGCAAGCUCCCAGGUGACCUUAAGAGAGAGACCACAAUCUGCAAAAGUGGCAGGUUCCUUGCAAGGCGUUGAUUGCCGCUGUCGGCAGCUUGACGCGAGGCACCUUUCCCUGGCCCCACCAAAGGAUGAGAGGCCACUCUCCUUCCGUCAGUUCUCUGCCUCGCCCACUGCAUCCACCAGCAAUCUGAAUGUGCAGCAGCAGGAGCGCGUGAACCCUGGGCAACACUACUCACCUGUAUCGCAUGCUCCCUCCAAAGUCAAACCCAAGCCAGCCCCUCGUACCAGCGAGGUGGCCGCAGUGGCCCCUGCCAGAGGUGUUUCCAGCAGCACUGAGGGAAAUACUUCCCUAGGGCAAGGCCAGGGUGAUGCCCUCCUUACCAAGUGCCAGGGUAAGCUGCCAGAAGGCAGCACUGGGGCUACGGAGGAGCCCACAAGAGGAUGCAGCUCCAGCAGCACUCCUGGGUCUGCAGACCCCCAGGGGGAUCAGCAGACAGUUUGGUAUGAGUAUGGGUGUGUGUAA
Messenger RNA from Pterocles gutturalis (yellow-throated sandgrouse), 2040 nucleotides. It is a transcript of the gene CCDC88C, whose product is annotated as coiled-coil domain containing 88C. The coding region runs from base 181 to 2040 and encodes 619 amino acids. The record is from RefSeq and is a predicted model, not a curated record. The transcript is spliced from 7 exons. Lineage: Eukaryota; Metazoa; Chordata; Aves; Pterocliformes; Pteroclidae.